AUGCUGGUGUCAAUCAUAACCUUGGUGCUUACCGGUCAGCCCCUUACACCGGUCAAUGUAUUCAUGCUUCUCUCUUUUAUAAAUGCAGCAAGACUGAGUGUCUGCUUUUACAUACCUUAUGGUCUCUUAGCAGUAUACGAGGCUUAUUUUUCACUCAAGAGAAUCGAGGAGUUUCUUCUUCUAGAAGAUCUACCCGGUUCGUGUCAUGAUCACUCGAUAGAAGGCACUUUAAACAUGAGCGGGAGCACAUUUUAUUUUGAUGAUAAAAAACAUCUCCCAGAGCCAGGUACCCUAGUAGUGUUCACUUUGCAAGAUAAAGAGUUUUCAACCGAGCCACAAACUUUAACAGUCAUCACAGGUCCAGUGGGUAGUGGAAAGUCUACUCUUCUCUCAGCUAUUGCAGGCGAGGUGCCAGUCGCAGCGGGAACAAUAUCCUGGCCAACUUCCCUUGUUUAUGUGCCCCAGACACCCUGGGUCUUCUCUGGAACAAUAAGAGAAAACAUUUUAUUUGGUCAACCUUACAACCAAAACAAGUACUCCAGAAUACUGGAAGCAUGCUCUCUUGCAGAAGAUGUCGGGAGGUUUCCUAACGCUGACUUAGCAGUUGUAGGUGAACGAGGUGCCGUUCUGAGUGGAGAUCAGCGUGCAAGAGUAAGUUUAGCACGUGCAGUAUACAUGGAUGCAGACCUGUACCUGUUGGAUGACCCUCUGAGUGCCGUAGACAUAAAAGUAAGUCAACAUAUCUUUGAAAAGUGCAUUAAAGGUUUACUUAGUAAAAAAACCCGAGUGUUGACGUCUCACCAGGAACAACACAUGAAACAAGCUGAUAAAAUUAUCGUAUUGAACAAAGGACGUGUGCUGGCAAAUGGAGGUUUUUCUGAGCUUCAGGAAAAAGGUUUAUUCAAUAUAAAUCCUUAUCCGAGUUCGAACAAACCCGUCAGGAACAGCGAGUCCGAGGUGAAAUCUGUUUUUGAAAAUGAAGACAAAUCAAAAUUUAAAGAUAGAGCAGUGAUUCUACAUAAUCAAGUCAAUGACCUGGAUCAAUCAGAAGAAGACCGCACGAUCGGAAGCGUGACACUUAUGACUUAUUGGGACUACUUCAGAGGUGGAUUGCACUCGUCGGCGAUAUUUGGACUUUUCUGUUUGUUUUUCAUCACUCAAGGUGAGUUCGAAAAUUGAGGUUAUGCAAUUCUCAAAUUCCUCCUUUAGAAGAAGGAUAGCCUUUAUACCUAGCAAGCACUGAUUUUCCAUCUGUACAUUUUUGUGUCAUCGUGGUAAAGUUAAUGAUUUACAAGUUGUCUGUUUUCUAUUCUUGCUGUGGUGCGAUUAAAUCAUGAUAUUCCUAGUGAGGUUGGAAACGGGAUUCUUAUGCAUGUAAUCAUCUACGGAGUUUAUUAUCACAUCAAAGAAAUAUGAUGAGGGCUAUGAUCAUUUUUACACUUUUAAUCUAAUCAGAGGUAACAAGGUCUAACAAUGCAUUGCUUCGGGCCAAACAUGUGAAGCAGUAGGAGUAGGCCUGCUGAAAUCCCACCGUAAAAUAUUCUCUUGCCUUGCACCACUCACCCACAUUACGCAACCAUUAUUUGUAAGAGGGAACGUACCUACGAGAGUGAGAAUAAUACCCCUAGCUUCCACAAUCUCUUCUGGAUGCAUAUUUAUUUACCUUAAUUUUGUUUGCUUGUUUUUCGUAGUAAUGAUCGUUUCUCCUGACGUUUGGCUCUUAUUCUUAACAAAGAAGAGCCAAGAAGAACAGAAGGACACAAUGAACCUAGUUUUCUAUGGUUGUCUUGUGCUUGGAUCUCUCGUUUCCUCUUCUAUCCGCGCAUAUACAUUUCUUUGGACCUCUUUAAGAUGUUCUGAAUGCCUUCAUGAUAAAAUGGUUGUAGCUCUCCUAGAAGCACCUGUUUUGUUUUUUGACUCAAACCCUGUUGGAAGAAUUCUUAAUCGGUUCUCUAAAGACGUGGGGUGCCUGGACGAACUGUUGCCAAAAAAUUUUCUUCUAUCUAUUCAGUUGGUCUUGCUAAUGCUUGCCGCAACUCUUGUGCCAACUUUCACCAACUUUUGGGUUCUUUUUGUUGUUGUGCCACUGGCUGUUGUUGUUGCUUACAUCUCCAUGUACAGCUUAAAAACCUCUUGGCAGCUCAAAAGGUUAGAAUCGAUAAACCGUAGCCCUGUGUAUUCACACGUUUCGGAGACUCUCAAUGGGCUGGAGACUAUAAGAACAAGAAGGAGGCAACAAGACUUCAUGGAAGAGCUCUACAGGUACGUUCAAUGUUGAAUUAAUUGUAAUCAUUGAGAUAAGUGUAAUAGCUUUAGACUCAGCAAGCCUCUUUGACAACUAAAUGUGCUUCUUAAAAUAUGUGAAGUAGGUGACUUAAGACGGACAGGUAACUACGGUAAGCUGAUGGGAGGGCUCGUCGUGGCGAGCCAAGCCAUACAUAAAAAAAAAACAUAGUCGUAUAUAACUAGUAGUCUUAGCAGAAUUUUUUUUUUCCGGAGUAAAAGAGAUAAUGAUGAGAUGUCCCCGAGAUUGCACUUUGGAAGGUAAUUUUUUUUAAGAACUGUAACACAUCAGACUUGAAAGAGUAAAUUGUAAGAAAACCAAAUAUAAGGUAAACAAAACAAAUACAGAAAAAUGAAGAAGGUUUGAGGUGUUCUAAUGAUAACUGGGCAAAGAACUCCUUUGGAAUCAGGCUGCCUGAAAUAUUUCAUCUUAAAGUAUCACUUAAGAUCAUUUAAAUAGGCAAUUUUUCUUCUCUCCAUUCAGAUAUCAAGAUAUUCAUACCCUGUCGUUCAUCAUGGUGCUGGCGAGUGUGAGAUGGCUUGGAGUACGAAUGACCUCUGUGAUCUCUUUUUUGAUUUUUGCGGUGGCUCUAACCGCAAUCCUUGUGUCUCAAGAUGCUGGUAUGUAUCUGUUAGCUGUAACGGAGGCUGUACUCCAAAAUUAAAAGCAUUUCUCUCCUGAAUCAAAUUCACCGUGUUUCGGUGUUUUAUGCUUAACUGAACAGCUCAAAAAUAAUCUUUACAUGUACUUACAAUAUUAUCACAGACGCCACCAUGUUAAAAACAACACAACAAUAACAACAGUUUUGUAACCAUGCCCAUUGGCUCUGACGCACGACGCUUAGUUAAAAUGGCAAGAACCAAUAGACCCAAACUGCUGGUGUAUAACUUUGUCGGCGCUCGAAUUGGAAUUAAUAAGAUUUCGGUGCAGCAAUGUUGUGAGUUGGUGGCUGUUGCACCAGAGGCAAGCGACCUAGGUGCUAAGCAAUGUUAGAAGCAGCUGAACAGUGUAAGCAGUACAUGUAUUAGAAUUUUUAGAAUAAUGAGGACAGAUUUAUACAGUUUACUUAACCCUUUGUAACCUCACAACGUAGCCAUUAUAAAAAUGGUGCAAAGACUAUGAUGAAAUAGUCUAUAGAGCUCACUCGCCCCAUUAGUUUUCUUACUUGUAUCUGCGUAUAACUGACGUAAAUUAAACUUUCUAAUUGAAUAAGUUUUCGUUUGGAAAGUCUGCUCCAUUUGAACCAGAAUCCUUCAUUUUUUUUAUCAAAGUAAACUGGACACUAACAUCAUUUCCAUGUUCUUUAUAUGUAAUUUGUAUGUGCUGCUUCUUGUCGUUUCCCUCUUUUCACACGGUAUAUGGAAUUUACCAUUGAUUUUGUCACUGAAAGGGUUUUCCUCCUUAACCAUAAAAUUUCUCUUUAAUUCCACUUACUUGUUAAGAGCUUCCUCUCCUACGAUUAAGAAGCAUUUAUGCCCAUUGUUCAAAUAGAUUUCGAAAUUACUUGCCUAACUCUUCCCUGAAUUAUAAUCCACUUGCAUUAAUUAUCAUAUCCUAUUUAUUAACAUACUUACUCAAAACCCUUAUUGACCAGGUAGAAAAAACCUUCAAGCUGAUUUGAUCAAAAAUUCUCUCUCUCACACAUCGAAUAAAAGAUAAUUUGAUACUGAGAGACUGUAAAGGUUACAUCGAAAAAUUUUCUUUCUUUGUUUUCUCCUUUCGUCUUUCUUUUUUCUUUACGUGUUGUUUCUACCACAAUAUAUAGCGGUCAAUCCUAAUAAGACUAUUGAUCUGGAAGGCUAUCCUUUGAUCAAUGUAUUUUAUCAACAGCUUUCGCCGGACUGGGGCUUGUUUACGUCAUCGAGACUGUUGAACUGAUGGAUUUUGCUGUUACAAGUAUAUCGGAAGUAGAAAAUCUCAUGACGUCUGCUGAACGAGUUAUAACAUACACCAAACUUGACCAUGAGCCCGGGUACCAAGUGAAGCAGCCUCCCCCGAACAAUUGGCCUCUUGAAGGGAAUAUCACUUUUGAAGACGUGUCGCUGACUUAUUUUCCUAGGGGGCCUCAAGUACUGAAGAACUUUAAUCUUCAUGUAGAAGGAGGAACAAGUAUCGCUGUUGUGGGACGAACGGGGGCCGGCAAGUCAUCUCUAGUGGCAGCUCUUCUGCGUAUGCCAGAUGCCCAAGGUGCCAUAUAG
Pocillopora meandrina is the source of this 4482-nucleotide messenger RNA. Lineage: Eukaryota; Metazoa; Cnidaria; Anthozoa; Scleractinia; Pocilloporidae. The record is from the annotation of a GenBank genome assembly.